AAAACACUUAAAAAACUAACAAAUACAAAAAUUGUACUUGUUUUCUUCAGCCGCCUCGCCAUUGAUGGAAGCAGACGAAGUAAUAGAGCUAUACGAUUCUUUCUGGUUCGAGUUCCCGAUCUUCAAGAAACAACCGGUUUCAUCGAACCCAUCAAAUUUUGAAGAAAACCCAUCAAAGCCAGAGUUUUUACGGAUUCCAACUAGGCACACCAGGUCCAUGAGCGACGAGUUGAGCUCCAAUACGAGCUUCAACUUAAGCACUCUCUCGCCGGACUCUGUCCUCCACAGACCUAAGCUCUCCACAAUUCUUUCCGGAAAAGAAGCCGGGGAAAUCGAAAACCCGAAACAGAUAUAUUCAGAAGAAGAACCACAGAAGAAAGUUGAAAGGAGGAGGAGAAGAAAGAAGAAGAGUGGGAGCAAGAGCUUGACGGACCUUCAGUUUGAAGAGCUAAAAGGGUUUAUGGAUCUUGGUUUUGUUUUCUCAGAGGAAGAUAAAGAUUCAAACUUGGUUUCAAUCAUUCCUGGGCUGCAAAGAUUGGGAAAGAAGGAUGAUAGCAGAGAGGAGAGGAUUGACGAGUCUGCAAUUUCAAGGCCGUACCUUUCUGAAGUUUGGGAGGUUAGGGAGAAGAGGAAGAGAGAGAAGCCAUUGAUGAAUUGGAGGUUUCCUGCGUUGGAAAAUGAAAUUGACAUGAAAGACAAUCUCAAAUGGUGGGCUCAUACUGUUGCUUCUGCAGUUAGAUGAUCAACAUUCUGGUUCUAAGAUUUUUUUGUACUUUAUUUCUGGUUUGGAUUUUGCUUCAGUUUUUUUGACACUUUAUGUAUACCGUAGAUUUACCAAGUCAAUCAAUAUUGUUCUACAACUUGUAAAUGUGAAUAAAAAGUAGAAACAUUUCAUGAUCA
Messenger RNA from Pyrus x bretschneideri (Chinese white pear), 900 nucleotides. RefSeq lists its product as uncharacterized. NCBI's taxonomy places the organism in Eukaryota, Viridiplantae, Streptophyta, Magnoliopsida, Rosales, Rosaceae. The record is from RefSeq and is a predicted model, not a curated record. The transcript has a single exon. The coding region runs from base 65 to 742 and encodes 225 amino acids.